This is a messenger RNA of Aspergillus puulaauensis, 885 nucleotides long. RefSeq lists its product as uncharacterized. NCBI's taxonomy places the organism in Eukaryota, Fungi, Ascomycota, Eurotiomycetes, Eurotiales, Aspergillaceae. Bases 1 to 885 code for a protein of 294 amino acids. The transcript is spliced from 5 exons. The record is from RefSeq and is a predicted model, not a curated record.
AUGAAUCCGUUCCCUCUCCAAGAGGCGGACGACUGGCCCCUCCCCAGUCGACGAGAGAGCACUGUGUCUUCCUCAACGCACUCGUCUGGCUCUCUCAGCUUCGUCUCCUCGCCCCCUUUCUCGCCCUCCCUGAGCCCGUCCACCUUUUCCACGCCCGGUUCGCGACCGCGGGAGGGCUCCGUCAACGAUGAGGUCGCCCGCCUACCCCUCAGUCCGGCAGUGACAGUGUCGUUUGUCCGGAGCAAUCGGCUGUUCAAGCUGCGGUACUCGUUCAUCAACAUCCGCAAGGACUUUACGGGGGCGCUGAAGUGUCUCGAGCUGGGCGGCGGCAUUGGGCAACAGAAUGCCUUUCUACACAGCUUUAUAACAACGCGCCUCCCCGUCCCCCACCUCGAACACCCCAAAAUCGGCACCGAACCGUCCCUGCGCAUCUCCUUCCUCGACGAACAGACCGUCCAGACAGGGGCGACCGUCUUCGCAACGCAGAUCUCGUACACCUUCGAAGACUGGAACGACUGCCUGCAGUUCCAAGAACUCAUCCUGGCCUCCAAACUGGCCUUCAUCGCGGGCAUCGCAGAGGCAAAGUCCAAAGGCCGGGGCGAGGAAUGCAUCAGCCAGAACCUGCGCAUCCUGCGUGGGAAUAGUGGCAAGCUGGUGAUGAUCUUCUUUGCGAAUUCGCAGCGCAAGGAGCGCAAGCGCUAUGUGUCUAUUCCACUCAGCUGCAUUGAAAGCGUCACCCCUGGCAAGAACCCCCGCCGGCCGGUGGUUCUGCAGCUGCAGCCAAACUUCGACCAUCUGGCGCAGAUGAAGACGCUGCAGAUCCAGUUUCUGGAUAGCGAUGAUCAAAAAGCGUUUGUCGAGUUCCUGGCAGAGAAUAGUCGGUGA